AUGAAGUGUUCAGUAUUGGUUGCAUUGGCAUUAUGCCUAACCGCUCAAGUAGCCUAUGGCGCGAGUAUUGAGAAACGUGGUAUAAUUGGCAAUUUCUUGCACUUGUUGGACAUGUUUAACUACCGAGGUCAAUGCCAACAAAAACCACCGGUGGCUACUGGCCCAUCGGUAACAGGUGCGACGCCCACGACAAUGAAAGUGGACCUUGAUCAGUUAUUACAGGCCGACUGUCGACACCCGGUGUCCGUCGACUAUAAGCAAACUGUCCGUCGAUUGGAAGUCGAUUUGAAAGAGUUCGGGCCAUCGGAUCCCACAAAACCCAAUCACUUGGAAUAUUUGCUAGCGUUUACCCCGUUUGUCAACACCACUGUUACCGUUAAUAAACACAUGAAAUGUGUGUCCAAUGGUGUGAACAAAUUGACGGGUAUAGCACUGAACGCUGUCUCCCAUCCCAUGGAGUUGUCGUGCAGUGGCUUUCACUUCAGACAAAUUCCGUAUAUAUUCAACGCAUACUUUAACGGACUCGGAGAGGAUUUGACUGUAGAAAAUUGCAACCAGGUUGUUUCAUCAGUCAAUGGCAAUAUGUUUGAGUUGAAUUUGGGUCCCAUAACCUCUGGCCGAUGCAAAGGGGACUUAUUAUACGUGCAGACCGUCUACACAUCGGACAACCCGUUAGCCUGUGCUGAGUAUUCACUGAAUACACUUCGUGUGACACAUAUGAGUGCCUCAAUCUAUGGCGAUAAAUGUCAGACCACGUGCUCCCUAGACUCCGCUUCUCCUGUCACACUUGACACGGCGAUAAACAACCAGGGUAAAGCAUAAUCAAGCAAAUCUAGAUAUAAUAGUCUUCUCCAUUAAAUUCCAAUUUU
Medioppia subpectinata is the source of this 869-nucleotide messenger RNA. Lineage: Eukaryota; Metazoa; Arthropoda; Arachnida; Sarcoptiformes; Oppiidae. The record is from the annotation of a GenBank genome assembly.